This is a messenger RNA of Octopus sinensis (East Asian common octopus), 6235 nucleotides long. Its product is annotated as potassium channel subfamily T member 2-like. Gene Ontology annotation, molecular function: intracellular sodium-activated potassium channel activity. Bases 784 to 4791 code for a protein of 1335 amino acids. Gene Ontology annotation, biological process: potassium ion transport. NCBI's taxonomy places the organism in Eukaryota, Metazoa, Mollusca, Cephalopoda, Octopoda, Octopodidae. The record is from RefSeq and is a predicted model, not a curated record. The transcript has 34 exons. Gene Ontology annotation, cellular component: membrane.
ACAUCAACCUAUGAGGCAGCAAGUAACUUUAUACCAGUCAACACAGAAAUGAGAUAGCACAACAAACAAACAAAAACAAAAAAAAAAAUGAAGCACUGAACACUGCAUUCAUCAUUCUCCCUCCCCUUACACAAAUACAUGUGUGUAUGUGUGUGUGUGUGCAUAUAUGUAUAUGUGAGUAUAUAUAUAUAUGUACAUACAUGACACCACACACAUGUACCUGUAUACAACAAAAGCUACAAGAAAGUAAAAUACAUCCUAACUACUUACAGUCUGACAUUGAUUUGUUAUUUGGAGUAGUAAACCCACUAUUCCAAAACAGAAACAAGUAGAAUCAGUCAAUAUAUAUCUCACGCUAUCAUUGUGCACACGUGUUUAACUUUUAUUCAUAUAUAUAUCUGUCUAUUUAUCUAUCAAUAUAUAUAUAUACAAUUAUUUAUAUUCAUGAUAUUUAUACAUAUACAUAAUAUAUUUAUGUAAUAUAUAAUUAUAGGGAUGGAAAUAUGUAUCACUAACUUACUAGAAUAUUGUUACAUACUACUGCUUAUGAUAUAAAGAAUUAAACAGCAUUUACAGAAGUUCUAAAGCGUGAAAUUUUCUUUUACUCUAUAACAUUUGGAUUUAUAUAUUGUUGGUAAUUCUUGGAAAUUUGAUAGUAAAAUAAGAUUUGAAACAUCAAUACUAACACUGCGACAUUCCUUCAGAUUUUAUUCGCCUUAAAUUCUAACUAAAGCAGCAAAUUUCUGCAGCCAAUCUACAGCAUUGAUGAGUUAUUGAUCGGCGAUGAUGGUAACUGAAACUUCAGGCAGCAUGAAGGAAAGCUGCCAUUCAGAAGAAGACAAAGAGGAAGAGGCGAUGAACAACAGUAACCACAGUAGUAAGCAUCGACAGUUUAUGGCUAGGCUACACAGUACAAAAUCAUUUGUAGAAUCUCUUUUGGACCCCGAUGAUUCAGCUAUGCAAAGGGUUAGAGUAGAAUUUUUCACAAAUGAGAAGUCUUUUAAGGAAAGAUUGCAACUUUAUUUCAUAAAGAACCAGAGAUCAAGUUUACGGAUUAGAAUUUUCAAUUUAGUUAUCAAAGUAUUAACAUGCGUCUUAUAUGUAGUGCGAGUAAUUACAAAUGGACAGUCUUCUUACGGCCAAUGCAGUACUGAGUCUGAUGUUGGUUGGUCAUCUAAUUCCUCUGACAUAGACAGCCUAACCAUAGGGCCCAGUAUUUGUCGAAAAGAAACUGACUCAAAUGAAUCUACAAGUAUAAAAUGGGAAGACAUAUUCUGGGUAAAUCGCUCGCAAGGGUUAUGGAUUUGCCAGUUAACAGUUGCAACAAUUAGUCUCACAGAAACAGUCCUAGUUCAGUAUUUAAGUUAUAAGGGUAAUAUAUUACAACAAAUUCUGUCAGUGGAAUUCAUCUUAGAAUUAAUAAAUACAGUGCCCUUUCUCAUCACAAUAUUUAGUGUUCAGUUACGGAACCUUUUUAUCCCAGUAUUUUUCAACUGCUGGCUUGCAAAAUCUGCCUUGCAAAAUAUGUUUAAUGAUCUCCACCGUGUAAUGCAGAAAUCUCAAUCAGCUCUCGGACAGCAGUUAAUGAUCUUAUGUGCUACAUUCUUUUGUUUGGUAUUUACAAGUGCAUGUGGAAUACAGCACCUACAGCGAGGUGGGGUUAAACAAUUAGAUCUCUUCCAAGCCUUUUGGUUUGUUAUAGUUACUUUCUCAACAGUUGGAUAUGGAGAUAUCAGUCCUGAUAUCUGGCCCAGUCAACUAUUUGUUAUUAUAAUGAUUUGUACAACAUUGAUUGUACUUCCUAGACAAUUCGAGCAGCUCGCUUAUACAUGGAUAGAAAGACAAAAACAGGGUGGGACAUACAGUAGUCAUCGGGCACAAACAGAAAAACAUGUGGUUGUUUGUACAACAACUUUACAGGCAGAUACUGUUUUAGAUUUUCUAAAUGAAUUCUAUGCACAUCCUAAACUUCAGGAUUACUUUGUAGUACUAUUAUCACCAUGUGAAUUAGACCCAACAAUGAAGAUGCUGUUACAAGUACCUUUAUGGGCACAAAGAGUCAUCUACAUCCAGGGAUCAGCUUUAAAAGAUUCUGAUCUUGCUAGGUGCAGAAUGCAAGAUGCUGAGGCCUGUAUGAUAUUGGCUGCACGGAACUAUGCAGAUAAAAAUGCUGCUGAUCAACACACAAUUCUUAGAUCAUGGGCAGUUAAAGAUUUUGCACCUUUAUGUCCUUUAUAUGUCCAGAUUUUCCGACCUGAAAAUAAAUUCCAUGUUAAAUUUGCCGAACACAUUGUUUGUGAAGACGAAUUCAAAUAUGCUCUUCUUGCCAACAACUGCCUUUGUCCAGGGACAUCAACAUUUGUGACCCUCUUAUUACAUACAUCUCGAGGAUUAGAAGGACAAACUUCAAAUGCUGAUUGGCAUCGUCUUUAUGGUAGGGGAUCUGGAAAUGAAAUAUAUCAUAUAAAACUUGGGGACAGCAAAUUCUUUGGUGAAUAUGAAGGCAAAAGUUUCACUUUUGCUUCCUUCCAUGCUCAUCGAAAAUACGGAGUAAGUCUUGUUGGAAUUCAGCAGGAUAUUCAUAACUCAACCAUCCAAUUAAAUCCAGGACCAAGACAUAUCAUGAGAAGUUCUGACAUUUGUUUCUACAUGAAUAUUACAAAGGAAGAAAAUUCUGCUUUUAUUCUUGCACAUCCAAAUCAAGAGGAUCCAAAAGGAGAUAAAGCUCGUCUCCCUCAAGGGGCAGAACAGGCUUCCAGAGUGGCGAGUAUGAUUGCAAGUGUAGGUACUGUUGCAUUAGAACUACAACAUACAAAAGUCAACUCUCCAAGGUCCUGUUUAAACCGACAAGACAGUAAACGAUCACCAUUAGACUUACCAAAAGAAUUAAAUAUCCAAAGUCUUCAGAAACGGCCAAGCAUCGCUCCAGUUCCUGCUGUGCUUGAUUCCAUCAAUAUUCAUCUAAGGAUGGGGGACUCCGAUACUGAUUCAGAAGAAACAGAUUAUUCAGAAAGUGAACAGACAGAUGGUAACUGGAGUAAUAGUAUACACUUAGAUUACAUUCGAGGAUUCCCUCCAGUUACACCAUAUAUUGGUACAAGUCCCACUUUAUGUCACCUUCUAAGAGAAAAACGGCCACUUUGUUGUUUGCAGUUAGCUACGACAUGUGAGCAUUGUAGUUAUAUCAAUGCAAAAGAUUACAACUGGCCAAAUCGUGCAAUUAUUAUAGCUGCUGAUAAUGCUAGUAAUGGUUUGUACAACUUUAUUGUGCCUCUCCGAUCUCAUGCUCGUCCUAAACACACUCUCAACCCAAUAGUAUUGCUUUUGGAAAAAAAAAUCUACUACAGGGAAAUUUCAGGAUCAUUUGUAUAUCAGUUACCAGAUACUAAUUUCUUAGAGACAAUAUGUUACUUUCCAUUAGUUUACUGGAUGCUAGGAUCGAUAGAAUGUCUAGAUGAUCUUCUUAGGGCAGGCAUUACGCUUGCUGAUAAUGUGGUCAUUGUGAAUAAAGAAAGUUCGAAUUCAGCAGAAGAAGAUACCUUAUCAGAUUGUAAUACAAUUGUUGCUGUCCAGACCAUAUUCAAAUUAUUUCCUAGUGCUAAUAUCAUCACAGAAUUAUCACAGUCAUCCAAUAUGAGAUUUAUGCAAUUCCGAGCAAAAGAUUCUUAUUCAUUCCAAGUUUCCAAAAUUGAAAAGAAAGAAAAAGAGAAAGGAUCCCAUAUGUACUACAUGUUCAGAUUACCAUUUGCAGCUGGCAAUGUCUUUAGUGCUAGUAUGUUGGAUACUUUAUUAUAUCAGGCAUUUGUAAAAGACUAUUUGAUAACAUUUGUUCGUCUGCUACUUGGUAUUGACCAAGCAGUGGGAUCUGGCCACUUAUCUUGUAUGAAGAUAGCAAAAGAUGAUUUAUGGAUAAGAACAUAUGGACGGCUGUACCAGAAACUUUGCUCAACAACAUGUGAAAUUCCUAUUGGAAUUUAUCGGACACAACAACUCGAUGGAUCUGAUACAAACUCAUCAGGGACAUUUACAAUCAUCAAAGAUCAAUCAGCAAUGAAUUUAGCAUUCAAACAGUCUGUUGUUUCUUUAAGUAUGAAUCAUGAAACUGAAGAGCAAUCUACCUACCAUACAAAUACAACUCCUGAACGUCAAGAGAUUGCACAGAUGGUUAGAUGCCGGAUGGCUCAUCUUAAUCUUCCAUUAAAAGAUUAUAAUGAUUGUGGUGAAAAGAAAAAUUGCUUAUCAUAUGUUAUCACUAAUCCCAGUUAUGACACAAAAUUAGUUCUUGAUGAUAUCAUAUAUCUUAUUCGACCGAGUUCAUUGUCCCCUCACCCCUCGCCACUGGUAGAUGAACGCAAACUGUUGAAGAAAAAUCAAAUAGUAAAAGAUUCUAAGCUACACAGCCUCAGUGAAAGAGGUGAGCCAACAGGGGCAGACAACUCAGAUACCGAUGAGAAUUCAGACAACAAACUAGGGCCUUUCCCUCAUUUCAGGAGAACAAGGAUUUCAACCAUACUGGAAGACAACAAAUAUUUUCCUACCUUUGAAUCUCCAAGAUUUACCAACACUUCAUCUGAUGGCCUUAUAUCAGUCUGGAACAAAGUUAUGAACUGCCUUCAAUGUAGUCAGUCAGAGAGGAUACCAGUUGAAUAUACUCACAGUGAUGAAGACGAGGACACAGCUAAUAUUGAAGAUUCUAAAGAUACAGAAGAUGACAUUUCAGAAUCUGAUGCUGAAGAAGAGACAAGUUGUAGCAGAGAAGGCUAUAAAGGAAUACGAGGAACUGUUGUUUGAAGUAAUUUAGAUUGAAAUCCUUUGAGUAUGCAAAACUUGGAAUAUUUAUCUUUUGCUUUUUAUCUAAAACCUUAUCUGGAUAAUGCUCUUUCUCCCCUGCUGAUUGUGAAAGGUCAUAAAUCUUAAACUGUUGUAUAUCAUCAAUAAGAAUAUACUCCAGAACACAUAUUUAUAUACUGAACAGCUUUUUGAACAUGCUGAACAUAUUCCUCCUGUUGAGUGAAUAAUGAAAAAUAAAUUAUAAAUGAAAGAAAAUCUCAAAACCUUAUCAAAAAUUUUUUAAAAAAACACAUUUUUUUCAAAAAAUUUAACUUCCAUAUUGCCUAUAUUUUGAAUUUUUUCCAUACACCCAUGCGAUAUUUAUUUCCUAUUUUUGAUACCAAUUUGUGACUGUGCUGGCACAGUUUUGAUGGCCUCUUAACACUGCUUUCUUCACAUCAAUAAAGUUGCCCUUAUUGUUCAUUAUACAGUGAGAGCAGCAACUACCUAACUCUCGAUCUACAAGAGAUCUAUGUUUUAUCAGUGACUACUGGUCCCAGUACAUGAACAAUAUGUGUAAUACCUCAUGCUGAUAUGCAUCAGUUGAAAUUUUGAAAUUUUCCGAAAGUCAAAGAACUAUUUUAACAUUCAAAAAUUGUGUAAAGGUAAUUAAACAAAUAUGUAUUUAUUUAAUGAAAGAGAUUUUUAGUAUCUCGAUCAAUGUUAGUAUGCUGGAAGAUAUUCAACCCAACAGUUUUGUGUUCUAAAAUGAUUGAAUCACUUACUUAGAAGCUAACCAUAUGAGAUAUGAUUUCUGUUAAAAUUAUAACCUAUGUGGUCCAUAGCACUGAUGAUAAAGAAGGAAUAUAUACAGACUGAAUUAUUUCCAUUUAUAGACUAUGCAAUUUUAAGGCAAAUACUUAACCCUUCUUUUGAUAACUGUGGAUGCUGACUUUUUUCAUUCCCCAGUUGAUUGUUUGAUAUUCCCUUUAUUAAAUGGUUUUCUGUAGGAUAUUUCUUCAUCCUUUAUAUUUAGAAUUGUUUUUGAGAAAAAUAUUGAAUACUGAUGAAUUAUUCUUACAUUAAUAUAAAGUGUAUUAGCAGUAUUUGCAAGAACCUCUUGUCUUAGAUCUAGGAAAGCAUCUGUUCUAAUAACAUCCAGUUAGUAUUCAGGAAGAUUUCCUAAACCAGGCAUCCAUCUUAUUUGGUGUUCUUUUGAUCAGUAAUCUAAAACACAAAAAAAUUAGCAACUUUCAGCAUCAUAUAAGCUAUAGUUAGUCUUUUUAAAAUUCUACCUCACUAAAUUUUAGAAGUCAGAAAUAUCAGCAUUUAUUAAUGAAGGACUAUAGGGAAAAUAAAUUCUGUUAUGAUUGACUUUAUGUAAGUAUAAUGUUUAAAUUUUAAAAUGCAUUUUAAUAUUUUAGUUUAAAAUAAUAACAAACUAAGAUAUGAACAUGUAACUGUU